AGGGAAGCUUAGGACAAGUGAUGGAGGACUUGGAGUUGAGUUUCUCUCUGGAAGAAUUUUGGAUGAAGUUAGAGUAUCUGAACAGCUCGCCAAAAUAUCUGUCAGCUGACUGUUGGAGAACAAAACUCAGAAAACACAACGAAAACACAACAGAAACACAAUGAAAACACAACAGAAACACAACGAAAACACGGGCUCCUGCGACUUUGCAUGACCUUUAGAGCUGUUUCUAAAGAAGCAACCAAACUGACCAUUUCCUUUUCAAAGCCUCCAGUACCAUCAGUUGAUGAAUUGCAGUGUCUCCUGACUGGAUUUGAGACAUCUGUCAUAGCCAUGUUGACAAUAUUUCGUUCUUUACCAAUGUCCCAAGGGAAAUAUCUUUAUAAGAAACUUCAAGAAUCUGUUCUGACUGUAGUGGACGACUGUCAAACUCUUGCUGCUUCAUUUAUCAAGGAAGGCUGUGCAAGUGUUGCCAGUGCAAAGACAAAAUCAACAGGAACUUUGUGGGAGCAUUGUGAUGGUUUCCAACACCUUCCAGCGGAUAACAAACAUGCAGUUUUACAAGUAUUCCAGGCUAGUUCAGAGUUGAUCAAAGAUGCUCUCACUGAGUUAAAUGAGGCUCAAAAAUGUAAUGGACGUCAAGAAGAUGAUUGUGAUGAAGAUGAUAAUGCAACAAACAAAGAUGGUUGGUCAAGUGAAGAUAAAUUAUUGGUUCCUCCUUGUAUAGGGCUUGUCAAGGCAUGUAGGUCUUGUGUAAAGAAAAUUUCCAGUGCCAUUCAGACUUCAGGUCAAGUAACAUCAGUAGAAAAUAUUCAGCAACUAGAUUCAAUGGCAGACGAAAUCCAGAGAACCAGUGCAAGUGUUGACGAUGUGGUCAUGAGCCUUUACUGUCCCAUGAAUCAUCAGAGUGUUUCUGAAUCAGCCUCCAAGCUGACUCACCAGUUAAAGGAGAUACUGAACAAAGCAAGGGAUUGUCACUUUACGCUGGAGUCAGACUCUUCUUGGCUCGACUUUCUAACCAAGGCGAUAGACCAUAAUAUGAACAAGAUUACAAGUGUUCUCCACGAACGAGAAGAGACCAACACCUGAUCCUCAAGAAUUUCCAGCACAAUGCAAUUAAGACAUGUAAACUAGCGAACACGGUUCAAAUAAGCGGAGAAGCUUAUGAAUACGUUGCCAGUCACAGCAUUAAGUUCAAGUCGCAACAAGAAUAGAUCGCAAGAACUUAAUUGACUGAGUUGAAUCUAUUGACUUGGCUUUCGUCGGGAAAACGCGAUGAAAACAAAUUGUUGAUUCAAUCUGCAUUUUGACGGCGCCUCACCCUGCUUUGUUCGGUAAUAGUUUAUUUUUUAUCCUCAAACAAUGAUAGAGCAAAUUUAAAGUGAGUGUCUUGUGUUUUGCAUUACUUUACUUUUUGAUUGGUCCAGAAAACUCGCCCACUCUCUCAACCAAUCAGAUUCAAGACUAAAACCAGUCGCAGGCUCGUUUACUCGCGUUUUCCCGCGCUUUAGCCAGUUUUCUUUUUUUUCUCUGAAUUCUUAUUGGCUCGUGAUAUUUUUCUUCCUGAUUGAUUGUUGUGAUAUCUUUGGUGAUGUAUUACGACACUCACUCGAAGUGUGCUUUAUUCCAAGCAGCUCACGCGAACACACAAUAAAUGGCAUCUAUAAUUUCCUUUCUACUGCAGUUUUAAAUCCGGCGCUCUAAAAGCAGCUAUGCAAAAGUAGUGCAAGUCAAUGAAACUUCCCUAUAAAAGCCUAAAAAGACACCUAAGAGGUAAGAGUUUAAAAAAAGGAACGAGACUGGUGGAGUAAUUAACACAGAUUGUAAAUAAAAGAAUAAAAAAUUUCGGCUGUGUUUUUGAAGAUAAACAA
Molecule: messenger RNA, 1871 nt
Organism: Stylophora pistillata
Lineage: Eukaryota; Metazoa; Cnidaria; Anthozoa; Scleractinia; Pocilloporidae
Product: cyclin-D1-binding protein 1 homolog
Cellular component (GO): nucleus
Source: RefSeq, a predicted model, not a curated record